Parasteatoda tepidariorum (common house spider) is the source of this 878-nucleotide messenger RNA. The record is from RefSeq and is a predicted model, not a curated record. NCBI's taxonomy places the organism in Eukaryota, Metazoa, Arthropoda, Arachnida, Araneae, Theridiidae.
AUAAUCGUUCAUUUGUAAGUUUAAGAAGCGGAAAAUGGACAUUGUAAAAAGUAGUUGCUAAGAUACCGUUUGUAUCGAUAUUUAAGAGGAAGAAAAUGGUACGUGAGAAACUAAGUUUACUUCAUUUCUCAAACGAUACUGCGAAUUGCUGAAUUACAAAAUUUAUAAGAUAGAAACUCAGAAAAUAGAUCAACUUUAAAAUAAAUUUAUGUAACAUGGCUCUGGAAUUUAAUGACGGUUCUGCUCAAUCACAUUGCUCGGAAAUCGGAAAAAGGGAUCCUGAACAAAAUGUGGUGACCGUAAAAUUUGUAGAGUCAGAAACGACACAUGACAUGCAGGAGACAGAUAAUUUGCCGCCAACAUUUGAUCACCCUUCUAAAUUCAAUUAUGGAAAUUGUGUCUGCACUGCAAGUGAUGGUUUACUCAAACAAUUAUCUGAAAACAUUUGUGGUAAAAAAGAUGGCCCUGCGAAGAAUAACUUAAAAAAUAUUCACCCGUUUUAUCGAACCAUUAAUUCUGACUAUGGAUCUAAGCCUCCUUGCGUACAUACUAUGCCAAUUACUUUCUACCCAAAGAAGCAAAAGUAUUGGGAAAAUUUGGCUCGAGUUGGUAUGUACCGUAAUUGUAGUUUCAAUACAGCAAUCGAGAAAAGCCGCAUUUGAAUUUUUUUUAGGAAAAAAGCACUAAUAAACAAUGAAAAAGACUGAUUAAAAAUUUUCGUAUGAUUAGUAGGUAUUAGAAUUUGUUUUUAAAUGUAAUGUUGAAUGCUUUAUGUGUAUCUAUGUUUUAAAUGUGUAUUUGAUUGAAAAUAGUAAGCUUAAGACAGUUAUAGAGUAGAAAAUUUGGACUCAUUUAUACUAUGGCAUUUAAUAGUUAUU